This is a messenger RNA of Penicillium chermesinum, 1275 nucleotides long. Its product is annotated as translation initiation factor eIF2B subunit beta. Lineage: Eukaryota; Fungi; Ascomycota; Eurotiomycetes; Eurotiales; Aspergillaceae. The transcript has 4 exons. Bases 1 to 1275 code for a protein of 424 amino acids. The record is from RefSeq and is a predicted model, not a curated record. Gene Ontology annotation, biological process: translational initiation. Gene Ontology annotation, cellular component: eukaryotic translation initiation factor 2B complex. Gene Ontology annotation, molecular function: translation initiation factor activity; guanyl-nucleotide exchange factor activity.
AUGCCGUCCACAGGCUUGGCCCUGACGCCGGGUCUCGCGUCCUUUCUCAAGUCACUGAAGACGAACCCGAUCGAUACCUCGAUCGAAAACCUUAUCUCGUGCGCCUUGACUCCCUUCCUACUUUGGGCUACCUGCCCAGGGCAGACCUUCCCAUCUAACCACAACCACUUGCGUAUAGAUUGCUCAAACGCCGCCAAAUCCGCCAUUCCCGGUCAUGCGCUACCGCAACGGCAGCGUUGGCCGGCGCCUCAUAGCUGCUCAGCCGCGGGAGAUGGUGGGGGGAACAUUGUGCGACGAGUCCUGGGUCUGAUUCGCGACGAGGCGGAGGACGACCAUGAAGCGGAGUUCUCUCUCAAUGCUUCAUUGCCUUUAGACAGAGAUGCGCUAGGCCUGCGGCAAGAUGGACAAGACCGGAAUGCGGUGCGACCUCCUCUUACCUCCAUGUUCAGCCUCCUCUCGCACCCCGAGCCCGAAAAUUCGCAGCCGAGCACUCCAGGUUCCCAGUCCCCGAGCGGAAGGUUCCCCAGUCAUGGUCCCAGCAAAGACGUGCGCGCUGAGGUUCUCGAAGGUAUCAAUGAGAUUAUCGAUGAACUUGGGCAAGUCGACGAACAAAUUGCCGCAUAUGCUUUGGAUCAUAUCCACUCCAACGAAAUCAUCCUGACGCACACGUCCUCAUCUACGGUUCAGAAAUUCUUGCUCAAGGCCGCUGCCAAGCGCAAGUUCACUGUUAUCCAUGCCGAAUCAUUCCCUAAUAAUCAUGACUCCACACAUGCUACUGUCAGCGGCAAGAGCCUAGGCGAUGACGACCAACUGAGCACAGAUGCUUUCCAGAAGCCACUGAUCCAGCUUGGUAUCACCGUCAUUUUGAUCCCGGAUUCCGCUGUGUUUGCCUUAAUGUCCCGAGUCAACAAGGUCAUUCUAGGCACACAUUCGGUGCUCGCAAACGGCGGGCUCGUCGCUGCGGCUGGUACUCGUGUCAUCGCGCGUGCUGCGAAGGUCCACCAGACCCCCGUUGUCGUCGUGAGCGGUGUCUACAAAUUGAGUCCAGUCUAUCCAUUUGACUUCGAGUCGCUGAUUGAGUACGGAGAUGCAAGCAAGGUCUUACCAUAUGAGGAUGGUGACCUCGUCGAGAAGAUUGACGUCCAGAACCCUAUUUACGACUAUGUCCCCGCCGAGCUGGUGGACCUCUACAUCACCAACCUUGGCGGCCAUGCCCCAUCAUAUCUUUACCGUAUCGUGUCCGAUCACUACCGAAAGGAAGAUAUCAGCUUCUGA